AUGUCCGCCGUGACCAAUCAACCUCUUCCCUAUGCCCGACUGGAGCGAGAGAAUCACAUUCGUAUGAUCUUCCGAGCCUUCCAGACCAAACGCAAUGCCGUGUGCGAGUGCCACCCUCACUCAGGUCUGCUGAGGAACGAGGAGGGUCCCGGAGGCUCGUCAAACUCUUUGAGCGUGUUGGAUGAAGUCAGUCAGUUUCAUAUCAAUGCGAGACCACAACUUCAGGGUCCACAGUGUGUUCCUCAGAAGAUCUACAACAUUGCCACAGGACCUAGCAGGUCACAAUUGUUUGUGGUGCUGGAAGAGAGUUCAUGCGUGUGCCUUCAAUGUUGUGGUCCAGCUCGGUCUUGCUCCUUGCAGGGCUUUGACCACCAAGGGCAGCAGGUUUUCUACUUCGACAGACCUCUCAGGAUGGACGCCUGCUGCCUGGGAUGCUGCCUCAUGGAAAUUAGCGCCUACACGGGGCGGAGGCAACUCAUCGGCACCGUGCACCAAAGGUGGAGCAUGUUCACGCCUCUCUUCGAAGUCAAAGACUCCCAAGGAUCGUCUGCGGGACAAAUUCAGAGCGCAUGUUGCCCAAGCCGCUGCUUGUCAAAUCAGCAAUUCCAGAUUGUUUCCAAUAUUGGCGAUAAUAUUGGUACCAUAUGGAAGAAAUGGCCUGGCUUUCAGCAAGAGCGUAACAUGGACCAUGAAUACUUCGGGAUGGAGGUGCCACUUGACAUGGAUUCACAAACUAAAUUGUUGCUACUGGCAGCCACAUUCUUACUAAAUUACAUGUUCUUUGAGAUGAGCUGAAGGAUGGAUGAUCAAUAAAUGGAAAAUGGACA
Messenger RNA from Syngnathoides biaculeatus (alligator pipefish), 827 nucleotides. Its product is annotated as phospholipid scramblase 2. Gene Ontology annotation, molecular function: phospholipid scramblase activity. Bases 1 to 795 code for a protein of 264 amino acids. Gene Ontology annotation, biological process: plasma membrane phospholipid scrambling. Lineage: Eukaryota; Metazoa; Chordata; Actinopteri; Syngnathiformes; Syngnathidae. The record is from RefSeq and is a predicted model, not a curated record. The transcript has 7 exons. Gene Ontology annotation, cellular component: plasma membrane.